Messenger RNA from Solanum dulcamara, 1628 nucleotides. RefSeq names its product GDP-mannose transporter GONST3-like. Gene Ontology annotation, cellular component: Golgi apparatus. Lineage: Eukaryota; Viridiplantae; Streptophyta; Magnoliopsida; Solanales; Solanaceae. The coding region runs from base 152 to 1285 and encodes 377 amino acids. The transcript is spliced from 2 exons. The record is from RefSeq and is a predicted model, not a curated record. Gene Ontology annotation, molecular function: GDP-fucose transmembrane transporter activity; antiporter activity.
UUACUUUCAUUUUGCGUUAUUACUCCAUUCGUCCUUUUACUUCCAUUGCGCUCUAUUUCUCACUCUCCGGCGUAUAAGAGCCACCGACAACUCCGCCGGGAUCAUUAGCGGCCACCGUCUUCCUCCUGUUUCGUGAUCUUUAACGAUAUAAAUGUCAAAUGAUGUGGAAAAUCCUAAAGAUGGAGAUGCCAGGAAGUCUUCAGAGGCUUCUUCACCACCACCCAGUCUUCAAUUGACUUGGUACGAUGGCUUACUUCAGCAAGCAUCAGUUUAUGGAGUAGCUGCUGGGUACUGUCUAUCAGCAUCAUUACUUUCCAUCAUUAACAAGUGGGCCGUCAUGAAAUUUCCUUACCCAGGGGCACUAACUGCUCUGCAGUAUUUCACAAGUGCAGCUGGAGUCCUCAUGUGCGGGUGGCUCAAGGUUAUAGAACAUGAUAAGCUUGAUCUUAAAACGAUGUGGCGGUUUCUGCCAGCUGCAAUUAUAUUUUAUCUCUCUCUUUUUACAAACAGUGAGCUUCUCCUCCAUGCCAAUGUUGAUACUUUUAUUGUCUUCAGAUCAGCUGUCCCCAUCUUUGUUGCAAUAGGAGAGACCCUCUACUUGCACCAACCAUGGCCAGCAAUUAAAACAUGGGCGUCAUUGGGUACAAUCUUUGCUGGUAGCGUGCUCUAUGUCACUACUGAUUACCAGUUCACACUUACAGCUUAUAGCUGGGCAUUGGCUUACUUAGUGAGCAUGUCCAUUGAUUUUGUUUAUAUCAAGCAUGUAGUAAUGACAAUUGGCUUAAACACAUGGGGUCUCGUGCUAUACAACAAUCUUGAGGCUUUGAUGCUUUUUCCUAUUGAGCUGCUUAUAAUGGGCGAACUGAAGAAAAUAAAGCAUGAAAUUCAGGAUGAGUCAGAUUGGUACAGUUUUCAAGUGGUGUUACCCGUAGCCCUGUCGUGUUUGUUUGGUUUAGCCAUCUCUUUCUUUGGAUUUUCUUGCCGUAGAACAAUAUCUGCGACAGGCUUUACUGUUCUCGGCAUAGUGAACAAAUUAUUGACAGUGGUGAUAAAUCUAAUUAUCUGGGAUAAACACUCGACUCUUGUUGGAACAGUGGGACUCUUGAUCUGCAUGCUUGGUGGUGUUAUGUACCAGCAAUCCACGAGCAACAAGCCUAAGGCUGUGAAAGAUGUAAAUCCACAAGCAGCUGAUGAGGAGCAACAAAAGCUUCUUGAAAUGCAAAGUAGCAUACAGAGAACUGAGAACGAGAAGCAAGCUACACAAUCGGAAGAUGAGAAGCAAUAACAUAGUCUGGGAAGAGUUCCCUUUUCAUUCUUGUUAGUCAAAGAUAUUGUUGAAAUUCAAUUAUACACUUGGUCAAAAACCCAAUGCUGUCUGUCUUAACCGCCAAAUUGUGUAUGUAAUCAGCUGCUAGUUAUUUAGAGCAAAUUUCACGAGGAAAAGGAGAGUGGAUAGCUACAUUUUAUUCAUGGGUAUGAAGUCAGCUACCUUCAACUUUGCAAAAGUACAUGUUAAGUUUAUCUACUAUAGUUUUGAUUCAUAUUCAGUUAACUGAUCUAGUUAGGUGUGACAGACUAUUUGGAUAUGUUUUCCUACUCCUGUACCCAAACCAGUGACAUGCUUCUUC